Messenger RNA from Funneliformis caledonium, 423 nucleotides. NCBI's taxonomy places the organism in Eukaryota, Fungi, Glomeromycota, Glomeromycetes, Glomerales, Glomeraceae. The record is from the annotation of a GenBank genome assembly.
AUGUCUGAAUUUUACGAAAUUAUUGGCAGCCUUGAACUUGAAGAAAAGGAAAUCGAUAAAUUACAAAUUUAUCUAACCAACAGUUUUACUAAGAUAAUUUCCUUCAAUAGGAAAAAGGUAUCGGAUAUUGAAUUAUUAUACGAACGAGAAAGGAGUAAAAGGUCUCGUCUUGAAGCUAUUUUAGAUGCAAAGACUUAUAACCUUUCCUCCUUGUGGUACAUAUAUAAGACAACACACUGUCAAUCUCUGUGGUUUGAACCCGCAAGAAAAUCAAUCUCGUUCGCUAUACUACCAACUGGAGAUAAAGAAAACGCAUAUUUUCGUAAAGAAAUCUUAGAUGGAGAUAAUUACGUUAAGGCUGUAAGGUAUAAAAUUACAACCCGAUAUGGGCAUACUUUAUUCAUAAUUCAGAUUCAGAAAUAA